CUUUUGAGAAUGACCCAUCCCAGAACCAGCCUGCUGUAUUCACAGUGUUGUAUAUGCACCUUGAUGUCUUGGUCUGACAGUCCGGAAACAGAAGCACUGUAAUUCUGUGGGCAUUCAACAACUGUGUUCUGUCUUAGAGUUAUUUGUUAGUAUAAAAAUGAUUGAACCAGAAAGCUGGACAUGCACAAACUGAAUUAGGGCUGAAGAAAGGAAACUGCUUCCAAAUAUUUGACUUCUAAGCUUGCUAUGUCUGCUUUCACAUUUGUAGAAUGGGGAUAAUACUAGUACUCUGAAGGUAUUGUAAGACUUCAAAAUACAUGUAAUUCCUUGUUUGGUUAUCGUACUGAAGGAGAAAUUUCAGAACUGUUUGGAAACAGCACCUUCAGCUUUCUUUAAGCAAACUGCUCACAUCCUGAUACUAUUUCCCCAGAAUGUGUAAUCUUUGAUUCACAAGGAAGCUGGAAUGUGGCAACGUUCACAUGCAUUCUCAGAUCAAGAUUCUCUGCAAAGAAAUGGUCGACGUUAUGAUGGUGGUGUGAAGCCAAAAUUUAAUGUAAAUCAAGUAGCAAUUACGCAGGUUGUCAGCUACAACUUGAGCAGGAAAGGACAGUGGGAAAGAGCAUCCUGGAGGCCAUUCACCCACAGCCACUACAGCCCUCUCAAUGUUACAGUGAAUGGCAUCCCCUGCAUUCUCUUCUGGGCCAAGAGGAUCAUGAUUAAGUUUGAAAACCACACACAGCUGGAUUUGACGGAGAAGACGUUUGGUGUCCAUGCAACAGUGGAUGUUGGAGAUUCAAACUGCAGCGAAGACAGUGCAAUGCUUUCUCUGAAGUUUGGUGACAUUGGCAAUCUAAAGGGACUUGUUAUUAGAUUCUUGUUAACAGCCAGCUAUUACCAGCUGUCUGUUCAGAACUGGUUUAGUUUACACAGACUGCAGCUUCUUUACAACCACUCCAUACAGGCAACGUUCAAUGCAACCAGAAUAUAUGCACCAGCAAGUUACUCCUACCACUGUGAACACGUGAGCAGCUUGCAGAGAUACGAUGCACUUCUUGUACCCAGCUCUGCAAAUGAUCUUUCAAAGCUUUGGGAAGUCACUUUUAUUGAUUUCCAGAUUCAAGGUUUUAACAUUCAAGAAGGACAUUUUGCCUAUGCAAAAGACUGUGCAUCCAUUUUCUCUCCAGCGAUACUUAUGGGACUGGUUAUGUCACUGAUUCUGCUGUUGGUUCUUGCCUACGCUCUUCAUAUGUUGAUCCACCUGAAAUCUCUUGACAGGCACUAUGAAUGCAAAGCUUCGCCUGCCUAUUUUACGCAGAUGAAAGACAAUGACAUGGGAGAUGAGAAAGAGCCACUGAGAAGCAGUGGAAACGAGUCCUAUGAACUUAGAAACCAACAGUUCAGUAAAAUCUAUAUUUAGCAGUAUGCAUCUGUCUCAGUGAAACAAGUGGUAUUUUCUUCCUCUGGCACUGUUGUAUGUAGGUUGUGCAGGAUUUUCACCAACUGAUGAAAGGAAAAGUAGGUAACAGACUGUUUAACCAGUUACUGUCUGUUAUUUACUGAUAACCUCAAAGAUGACUUGGGAAACAAGAUGAGAGGAAAAAAAAUGCCAUUGUAAGAGAUUUCAUGUUGUGGGAGUUUAUUCCUGUAGUACAAAACCAAGAUGCAUGUAUUUUCAUCCAGUUUAUCAAGUCUUGAAGAGAGAAUCAGUAAUGGACACUUUGAAAUUAAAUACAGAUAGAAAAAGUUGUAAAAUAAAAUAUCUCUUUGCUUAUUCUUUCAGAAGGCAA
Falco peregrinus (peregrine falcon) is the source of this 1787-nucleotide messenger RNA. RefSeq names its product V-type proton ATPase subunit S1-like protein. Bases 464 to 1417 code for a protein of 317 amino acids. Gene Ontology annotation, cellular component: proton-transporting V-type ATPase complex. The record is from RefSeq and is a predicted model, not a curated record. NCBI's taxonomy places the organism in Eukaryota, Metazoa, Chordata, Aves, Falconiformes, Falconidae. The transcript has 8 exons.